Molecule: messenger RNA, 465 nt
Organism: Zingiber officinale
Lineage: Eukaryota; Viridiplantae; Streptophyta; Magnoliopsida; Zingiberales; Zingiberaceae
Exons: 1
Coding region: 1-465 (154 amino acids)
Source: RefSeq, a predicted model, not a curated record
AUGGGGAGUUGUCACUCGUGCGAUGCCGCGGCGGCGGUUGCGCCCGCCAACGCUACGACAGCGAUUGUAGUGGUUCUCCCCGACGGCGGCCUCCGCGAGUACCAGCGGCCGGUGACGGCGGGCGGCGUUCUCGGCAAGGACGGCGUGCGGUUCUUCCUGUGCGACGCGGAUGACAUGGAGAUCGAGGCGUCGGCGCCGGAGGUGCGCGCGGCGGAGGAGCUGAGACUGGGGCAGCUCUACUUCGUGCUCCCGCGGGCGACGCUGAGGCGUCCGCUCCAGGCGGAGGACCUCGCGGCGCUGGCGGUGAAGGCGAGCGAGUCGCUGGCGCGGCGGUGCGGCAAAGGGGAAGAAGUAGCGGCGUCGCCGGCGCUACCGGCGGUGGAAACCGGCGGAGGGAAGAGGAGGGGAGGGCGUGGUAGAGGGCGGAGUAGGUUCGUGCCGGACCUGAGCGCCGUUCCGGAGUAA